AUGGCGGAGUCAACCCCGCCUCCUCCACAGGCCAUCGCCAAGCAGUUCACGCACCCAGUCCACCAGGCGGGUGGCGGUCUGCCCUCGUUCGAGGACACCAAGGUCAAGCAGAUCCAGCCGGCGGUACUGCCCUAUCUCAAGAAGAUCUUUGACCAGCAUGCCGGAGGCCCUGGCAAGACCUGGUCAAAAGCUGCCAUCAUCGACUUCCUUCACCAUGUCCAAGCCGACAAAGUGACAGACCCCUCGGGCGACAUGGCGACGCAGGACGAACUCGGCUUUGACGGCUUCCUGCGCUAUAUGGGCUCGAGCGCCGCCAACGUCCAUGGACCUCUCCCCGAGGUUGACCUCUCCUGGCCAAUCAGCAGCUACUACAUCAGCUCCAGCCACAACACUUACCUCACCGGUAACCAACUCAGCAGUGAGUCCGAUGCCGACGCCUACAAGACGGUCCUCCUGCGCGGCUGCCGCUGUGUCGAGAUCGACGUCUGGGAUGGUGACGAGUCGGAUUCGGAGCGGUCCAGCAUGGAUUCGUCUAGCGACGAGGAAUACAAAGAAAAGCAGAGUAUUCGCAAGACCAGCCGCAAAGAAAUGAUUGCAUCCAAGCUGCCAGGCUCCCUCACGAGCCGGCUGGACAAGACCUCAAUUGGUCGUCGCCUGACCAGCAAGCUCAAGUCCAGCGAGGACAGCAAACCUGCAGCGACUACCCCUGGAGCCGCGGAAGGCGAGGCUGCGACCACGACACCACUAAAGAAAGUCCCCAGCCCGACAAGUGGCAUUGUCGAGCCCAGGGUCCUGCACGGCUGGACACUUACCAAGGAGGUCCCCUUUCGGCAUGUCUGCGAGGCGAUCAAGAAGGAUGCCUUUACCGUAUCAGACCUACCUCUCAUUGUCAGUUUGGAGGUGCACUGCGGCCGGCAGCAACAGGAAAUCAUGGUCGAUAUCAUGAAUGAGACAUGGGCCGGUCUGCUGGUCGAGGCACCCACAGGCGAGACCAACUCAUUGCCUCCCCCAGGAGACCUGCGUGGCAAGAUUCUGGUCAAGGUUAAAUACAUACCACCAAAGAAGGAGGCCAAGGCCACUGACAGUAGCGAUCGCUCUCCCACCGAUGCGCAACACCCAGAGGCCGCGAACAAGGCAGCCAAGGCUCCCAAGAUCAUCGAAGCUCUCUCGGCGCUGGGCAUUUUCACCCGCGGCGUGUCUUUCAAGUCCCUGACGCAGCCCGAGGCCAAGAUGCCCACGCACAUCUUCUCCCUCUCAGAAAGCGCCGUCGCCGAUGUCCACGACGAAAACGCCGAGGCUCUGUUCGACCACAAUCGGCACUACAUGAUGCGCACGUACCCAUCGGGCAUGCGCAUCAACAGUUCCAACCUAGACCCGCAGGUCUUCUGGCGCAAGGGCAUCCAGAUUGUCGCGCUCAACUGGCAGAAGUGGGAUGAAGGAAUGAUGCUCAACGAGGGCAUGUUUGCUGGGACGGGCGGAUUCGUGCUGAAGCCAGUUGGCUAUCGUGGUCGGAAACCCAUAGAGGCGCCCGCUGCGGCCGGCAACCCAGCAAUCUCGCACCAGACCGUGGACCUCAAGGUCACCGUCUUUGCCGCCCAGAACCUCCCGCUGCCGCACAGCGACGACAAAGUGUCCGGCUUCCGCCCCUACGUCAAAGUCGAGCUCCACACGGAGCCGCCGCACACCUUGCUGAAGCAAGAGAGCGCCAAGGCAAAGGAGGGCGAGUACAAGGCGCACACGAAGCCCAACAAGGAAGGCACAGUCAACCCGGACUUCAAGGGCGAGGUGCUCACCGUGGCAAGCAAGGUGACCUGCGUCGUGCCCGAGCUCGCGUUCGUGCGGUUCCUGGUCAAGGACGAGGAGAUUGGCCGAGACGACCUGGCUGCCUGGGCAUGUGUCCGGCUCGACCGCCUCAAGUCUGGGUACAGGUGGGUGCACCUGUUUAGCAAGGAUGGCAGAGUCAGCGGUGGUGCUGUGCUUGUGUUUGUGGAGAAGACUCUUGCAUGA
Microdochium trichocladiopsis is the source of this 2007-nucleotide messenger RNA. RefSeq names its product phosphatidylinositol-specific phospholipase C. NCBI's taxonomy places the organism in Eukaryota, Fungi, Ascomycota, Sordariomycetes, Xylariales, Microdochiaceae. Gene Ontology annotation, biological process: phosphatidylinositol-mediated signaling; lipid metabolic process. Gene Ontology annotation, molecular function: phosphatidylinositol-4,5-bisphosphate phospholipase C activity. The coding region runs from base 1 to 2007 and encodes 668 amino acids. The transcript has 3 exons. The record is from RefSeq and is a predicted model, not a curated record.